Messenger RNA from Medicago truncatula (barrel medic), 1052 nucleotides. RefSeq names its product auxin-induced protein IAA6. Gene Ontology annotation, biological process: regulation of DNA-templated transcription. The transcript has 3 exons. Lineage: Eukaryota; Viridiplantae; Streptophyta; Magnoliopsida; Fabales; Fabaceae. The record is from RefSeq and is a predicted model, not a curated record. Gene Ontology annotation, cellular component: nucleus. The coding region runs from base 216 to 752 and encodes 178 amino acids.
UGUGACCGACCAUUUCCUCUUACUUGACCUGUCUUUGCUCCCACUAAGUCUUUUUCCAUUCACUUUGUGUGUAUGUUUAAUGUUUAUAUAUAUAACAUAACCAAACCCUUAUUUUCUUACAUCUUAAGAAAAAAAUAUUCAUUGAUCCUUCAUCAAAUAUUCCAACCCUAAGAAGAAGAGAAAAAAAAAACUAUUGCCACAAAACAAGAGUUAAAAUGGCAAGAGAAGGUUUUGGACUUGAAAUAACCGAGCUAAGGUUGGGUUUGCCAUGUGGUGAGCCACAAAAGAAUGAGAAGAAGAGGAUGUUCUCCGAGAUUGACGGUGGCGAGGAAGAAAAUGGAGGUUCCGGUGACCAGAAAAUCGAGAAGAAGAAUCAAGUUGUGGGAUGGCCUCCGGUGUGUUCGUACCGGAAGAAGAAUAUGAAUGAAGGUUCAAAAAUGUACAUGAAGGUUAGCAUGGAUGGAGCUCCUUACUUGCGUAAGAUUGAUCUUGGUUUGCAUAAGGGAUACUUGGAGUUAGCUUUGGCUUUGGAGAAGCUCUUUGGUUGUUGUGGAAUUGAGGAAGCGUUGAAGGAUGCAGACAAUUGUGAACACGUUCCCAUUUAUGAGGACAAAGAUGGUGACUGGAUGCUGGUUGGAGAUGUCCCUUGGGAGAUGUUUAUUGAAUCAUGCAAGAGGCUGAGGAUUAUGAAGAGAUCAGAUGCAAAGGGUUUUGGUUUGCAACCAAAAGGAUCUUUAAAGAGAUUCAUAUAGAAGGCUUUGGCAAAGUGUAUGUUAUGCUUCUAAACAAUUAUUGUCGUGAUGCAUGUUUGAAGAUCAACAAUUUGAAUUUAUGUUGUCUUUUUAAUAUAUUUUUAGGAAUUAAGCAUUCCUUUAUACUAUAGUUUGAUAUAUGAAAUAUGAAUCUAGGCUUUGAUCAUUCUGUUUUAAUUUUUUAUUUAUGAAAGAUAUAUAGGACUCAUUUUUAUUAAGUAUUUAAAUUACAUGCAUUGUAAGAGACGUCCAUGAGUGAAUUCCUUUGAUUGAAGAGAAGUAGUUUUUGUUGGAAAAGUA